UUGUUCUUCCGCCAUUAAUGUUUCUAUUCUUAUAACAAUCACUAAUAUUGUGUGAUUAAAAAGGGUGAAGUGUUGUGCUCAAAUGAGAUGAAUAUUAUUUAUCUAGAUGAAAAUAAUUAGUGAUGGAAGAACAAGUAAAAGGAAGAGGUAAAAUGCGUUUUUAGGAUAUUGAGGUAGGAUGUCAUGUAGUGUUCAUCUCAUCAUUUUUUUUAAAAAAAAGAAGAAGAUGAAGGUGUUUAUGUAAUUGGUAAUCUUUCUUUUGGUUGAUUGUCUAUUUUUGGUCUCAAUAAGGAGUUUUUUGAGCUUGAAAGAUUCAAAUAUUAAAUUCCCAAUAGUUUUCAACCAUACCCACGUGUAGAGUCUUGAAAUAUAGAGUUUUUCAGAAACACGAAGCUUUUUCCAAGCUUCAUAUCCAAGUAGAAAUAAAUCAUCUAUGCUUUUAUCAUGUGGGGAAAAUGGGAAGAGGAUUUGUGUCACUACCGCUUUUGGAAAUUUUGAGCAGAGGAAUCAUUCUUCCACUAAAAUCUUUAUUGAUAAAUUCCUCUUUGAGGUAUUCAAGCGUCUACCCAGUGGCAGUGAGACAAGUGCUUAUGCUUGUGUUUCUAAGCGAUGGCUCACACUUUUAAGCAGUGUUCACAAGGAUGAGAUCACAGAAUCUAAGAGAUAUCUUGCCAGGUCCCUUGUUGGUAGGAAAGUCACAAUUGCCAGACUUGCUGCUAUUGCCAUUAGAACUUCAAAACAUGGAGGUUUAGCAAAGAUAUCUAUUCGGGGAAACAACGUUUGUCGUGGUGUGACUGAUGUUGGUUUCAAGGAUAUUUCUCGAGGUUUCCCUACUCUCAGAGAACUUUCCUUGUGGAAUGUGUCUUCUUUUGGUGAUGAAAGUUUAUUUGAUAUUGUCCAUGGAUGUCAUUUGUUAGAGAAACUUGAUCUUUUCCAAUGCCCAAGAAAUAGAGGUCCGGGUGGUUCUACAUGUCUGGAGCAUAGGAGUCCUGAUGCGGUGAAUGAGAGUCGAAUGAUGAAUUCAUCUAGGACACACACUUGUGAUCCUACUCUUGUUCCUUCCCGGAAAUAUUGCAUGCUGGGCUAUUAUGUUGAUGUACCAGUGAAUUGGUGUUGUGAAGAAUGUGAUAUUGGCAAAGGGAUAAUGUCUUCAUCAAGCGGACUAGAAAUUGUGCAUUAUGAGGGAUCCAAGUUACAUGCCUCUGAAAAGAUUUGUCAGAGUAUUAUGCAACCAAAGAAACAUAGUAAGUUUCCUGGUGGACAUCGUUUUAACUGGGAAAAAGAGGUACGGACCGGGAAAUUGAGAUAUCUACCUGUUGAAGAAGCACUUGAUUUGUCAUCAAGCAUCAAGAAAUAUGGAUCUCCGCUGAUAGAUACGGUCUCCUCAAGAGUUGUGUCAACCAAAUCCAUGGCAACUAUGACGAGAGGGAUUUUUAGCAAGCCUAGAGCUCAAAUUUCAAACUCUUUUCGUGAGAAGAGAAAAAUGCAGCUGCCUUUAGGAUCAACAGGAUAUACGAAACCUCAAAAUCUUCAAAUUGCCGAAAACACUAAACAGAGCAAAAAAACAGUACAAUUAUCUAAAGGUCCGAAUGGUUCUACUAGUCUGGAGCAUAGGAGUCCUGAUGUUAUGAAUAAGAGUCGAAUGACGAAUUCAUCUAUGACACACCCUUGUGAUUAUGUUCUAGUUCCUUCCCAGAAGGGAAGUUCUGACAUCUUAGGUGCUUUGGAAUUUUUACCUAGGAUGCUCAAUAGUUGUAUCAAGGCUCAUCCUCCUUCUAGAGCUAGACGUAAGGUGUAUGAGUUCUCAGGUCUUUUUCCUGAUACUCUUAAAUUUGAACUUGUUCCCUGUGGGGAUAUUUGGGAAAGUCUAUUUAACAAUCAUAUUCCGAGUAAAGAAGAUAUAGGACUAUAUUUUUUUUGCAAGUGAGAAAGAAAGGUCUGAGAGAUAUAUUGCUCUAGUGGAGUUCAUGCGUAGCAAGGAUUUGGUGAUGAGAACGCUUAUAAAUGAUGUUGAGCUCCAUAUACUUGCAUCCAUAGCCAUGUGCACUGAUUCUCAAAAAAAAAAAUGUAAAAUUUGCGGUGACACAGGUUUUGACAAAGAAAUUACUACAUGUUAUCAGUGUGACAAUGUUGACGUACAUCCAUAUUGCAUGCUGGGCUGUUGUGUUGAUGCACCAGUGGAUUGGUGUUGUGAAGAAUGUGAUAUUAGGAAAGGGAUAAUGUCUUCAUCAAAUGGACUAGGAAAUAUGCAUUAUGAGGGAUCCAAGUUACAUGCAUUUGAAAAGAUUUGUCAGAGUACUGUGCAACCAAAGAAACAUAGUAAAUUUCCUCGUGCACAUCGUAUUAACGGGGAAAAGGAGGUACAGACCGGGAAAAUGAGAUAUCUAUCAGUUGAAGAAGCACUUGGUCUUUCAUCAAGCAUCAAGAAAUAUGGAUCUACGCUGAUAAAUACGAUCUCCUCAAGAGUUGUGUCAACCAAAUCCAUAGCAACCAUGACUCGAGGGAUUUUUGGCAAGCCUACAGCUCAAAUUUCAAACUCUUUUCGUGAGAAAAGCAAAGUGCAGCUGCCUUUAGCAUCAACAGGAUAUACUAAACCUCAAAAUCUUUGAAUUGCCAAAAAUACUGAACAUAGCAAAAAAAAUGUUCAAUUAUCUAAGGUCCGGGUGGUUCUACCAGUCUUGAGCAUACGAGUCCUGAUGAUUUGAAUAAGAGUCGAAUAAUGAAUUCAUCUAUGACACACCCUUGUGAUCCUUCUCUAGUUCCUUCCCGAAAGGGAAGUUCUGACAUCUUAGGUGCUUUGGAAUUUGUACCUAGGAUGCUCAAUAGUUGUAUCCUGGCUCAUCCUCCUUCUAGAGUUAGAUGUAAGGUGUAUGAGUUCUCAGGUCAUUUGCCUGAUACUCUUAAAUUUGAACUUGUUCCCCGUGGGGAUACUUGGGAAAGUCUAUUUAACAAUCAUAUUCCGAGUAAAGAAGAUAUAGGACUGUAUUUUUUAGCAAGUGAGAAAGAAAGGUCUGAGAGAUAUAUUGCUCUAGUGGAGUUCAUGCGUAGCAAGGAUUUGGUGAUGAGAACGCUUAUUAAUGAUGUUGAGCUCCUUAUACUUACAUCCACAACCAUGUGCACUGAUUCUCAAAAAAAAAUGUGAAAUUUGCGGUGACACAAGUUUUGAAAAAGCAAUUACGUGCAUCAAUAUUACAUGUUGGGUUGUUGUGUUGAUGCACCAGUGGAUUGGUGUUGUGAAGAAUCUGAUAUUAGCAAAGGGAUAAUGUCUACAUCAAGUGGACUAGAAAAUGUGCAUUAUGAGGGAUCCAAGUUACAUGCAUUUGAAAAGAUUUGUCAGAGUACUGUGCAGCCAAAGAAACAUAGUAAGUUUCCUCGUGCAUAUCGUAUUAAUGGGGAAAAGAAGGUACAUACCGGGAAAAUGAGAUAUCUACCUGUUGAAGAAGCACUUGGUCUUUCAUCAAGCAUCAAGAAAUAUGGAUCUACGCUGAUAAAUACGGUAUCCUCAAGAGUUGUGUCAACCAAAUCCAUAGCAACCAUGACUCGAGGGAUUUUUGGCAAGCCUAGAGCUCAAAUUUCAAACUCUUUUUGUGAGAAGAGCAAAGUGCAGCUUCCUUUAGCAUCAACAGGAUAUACUAAACCUCAAAAUCUUCGAAUUGCCAAAAACAUUGAACAUAGCAAAAAAAUGUUCAAUUAUCUAAAGGUUUGGGUGGUUCUACCAGUCUUGAGCAUACGAUCCUGAUGAUUUGAAUAAGAGUCGAAUAAUGAAUUCAUCUACGACUUACCCUUGUGAUCCUUCUCUAGUUCCUUCCCGGAAGGGAAGUUUUGACAUCUUAGGUGCUUUGGAAAUUUUACCUGGGAUGCUCAAUAGUUGUAUCCAGGCUCAUCCUUCUUCUAGAGUUAGACGUAAGGUGUAUGAGUUCUCAGGUCUUGUGCCUGAUACUCUUAAAUUUGAACUUGUUCCCCGUGGGGAUAUUUGGGAAAGUAUAUUUAACAACCAUAUUCCGAGUAAAGAAGAUAUAGGACUGUAUUUUUUUGCAAGUGAGAAAAAAAGGUCUGAGAGAUAUAUUGCUCUAGUGAAGUUCAUGCGUAGCAAAGAAUUGGUGAUGAGAAUGAUUAUAAAUGACGUUGAGCUCUUUAUACUUGCAUCCACAGCCCUGUGCAGUGAUUUUCAAAAUUAUUAUGCCUUUUGAAAGUGGGGAUACUAGUUUGGUUUCAUUUGUGCAUCAAGGUUUUUGCUCUAUAACGGAUUAUCCAAAAGAAGAUGUUAACGGCAGCUAGAGUGUGUCUAAUGAAAAAAAUUGUGAAAUUUGCGGUGAUACAGGUUUUGAAAAAGCAAUUCUACAUGUUAUCAGUGUAACAAUGUUGACGUGCAUCGAUAUUGCAUGCUGGGAUAUUAUGUUGAUGCACCAAUGGAUUGGUGUUGUGAAGAAUGUGAUAUUGACAAAGGGAUAAUGUCUUCAUCAAGUGGACUAGAAAAUGUGCAUUAUGAGGGAUCCAAGUUACAUCCUUGUGAAAAGAUUUGUCAGAGUACUGUGCAACCAAAGAAACAUAGUAAGUUUCCUGAUGGACAUCGUAUUAACUGGGAAAAGGUGGUACAGACCUGGAAAAUGAGAUAUCUACCUGUUGAAGAAGCACUUGGUCUGUCAUUAAGCAUCAAGAAAUAUGGAUCUCCGCUGAUAAAUACGGUCUCCUCAAAAGUUGUGUCAACCAAAUCCAUGGCAACCGUGACUCGAGGGAUUUUUACCAAGCCUAGAGCUCAAAAUUCUUCCUGAUGAAUGCCUUUUUGAGAUUUUCAAACGUCUUUCCAGUGGUCAAAAGAGAAGUGCUAGUGCUUGUGUUCCCAAGUGAUGGCUUACACUUUUAAGCAACAUUCGCAAGGAUGAGAUUGCAAAAUUUAAUGGAUAUCUUAACAUGUCCUUUGUUGGUAGGAAAGCCAUAGAUGUAACACUUGCUGCUAUUGCUGUUGGAACUGCAAACUGUGGAGGUUUAGCAAAGUUAUCCAUUCAGGGAAAUAACCUUUAUCGUGGUGUGACUGAUGUUGGUCUCAAGGCUAUCGCUCAAGGUUGCCCUACUCUCAAAGAACUUUCCUUAUCGAAUGUGUCAUUUGUUGGUGAUGAAGGCUUGUCUGAGAUUGCUCAUGGUUGUCAUCUAUUAGAGAAGCUUGAUCUUUUCCAAUGCCCAAGAAUUACUAAUAAGUCCUUGUUAGGUAUAGCAAAGAAUUGUCUCAAUCUCAACUCUGUCAACGAAUGAUUGUUCAUAUAUUGAGAAUGAGUCUCUCAAAAUUAUGGGUCAAUAUUGCCUGAACCUUAAGCUUGUUGGAUUAAAAAUGUCCUUGAGUAGGCAAUGCUACCAUUGAUGUAAUACAUAGACUAUGUCACAAAUUAAUUCAUCUAGAGCUGAAUGGGCUUCUUCGU
Molecule: messenger RNA, 5414 nt
Organism: Solanum tuberosum (potato)
Lineage: Eukaryota; Viridiplantae; Streptophyta; Magnoliopsida; Solanales; Solanaceae
Exons: 20
Coding region: 434-1927 (497 amino acids)
Biological process (GO): negative regulation of transcription elongation by RNA polymerase II
Molecular function (GO): histone reader activity
Source: RefSeq, a predicted model, not a curated record